Messenger RNA from Teleopsis dalmanni, 819 nucleotides. RefSeq lists its product as uncharacterized. The record is from RefSeq and is a predicted model, not a curated record. Bases 1 to 819 code for a protein of 272 amino acids. Lineage: Eukaryota; Metazoa; Arthropoda; Insecta; Diptera; Diopsidae. The transcript has a single exon.
AUGCCAGCACUUGAAUCAAUACAAUUGCAUGUAUUUUGUGAUGCUUCACAAAAGGCAUACGGAGCCGCAGUCUGCGUUCGAACGAAACUAAUGGAUGGUCGACUAAUAAAUCGAUUGUUGUGUUCCAAGUCCCGUGUUGCUCCACUCAAAAAACAAACAAUUCCAAGGUUAGAACUGUGUUCAGCUCUAUUUGGAGCAACAUUGAUGAAAAAGGUUAAAAACAAUAUAAAUCAUGAUGUAGCAACGUAUUAUUGGACUGAUUCAGAAAUCGUUCUCUUUUGGAUCAACUCGUCAUCAGCAAGGCAUCAAAAGUUCAUAGCAAAUAAAAUCAAUGCAAUUCAGGAAAUAAGCUUGCAUAAUCAAUGGCGUCACGUAAGAUCUAAGAACAACCCAGCUGACUUAUUAUCACGGAGUAUCAAGCCAGCUCAAUUACUCGGAAAUAACUUGUGGUUAUACGGUCCACUCUUUCUUCAUGGAUCCGAAAGCAACUGGCCUGGCGAAUUUUAUAAAACUCCUUGUAUUGAUCCGGUGAAUCCUGAAUGGAAACAAACGACAAGGGAAGUGGCCGUAAUCUCAACUAAUUACGAUAUCCAUUGGAUCGAUAGAAUCAAUCACACGAAUUCAUUCAGAACUCUACUACAUACGGUAGGAUAUAUGCUGCUAUUUGUAAAUCGGGCAAGGCGAACCAAUUUAAGCAAUAUCACUACGGCUCUAAGCCCUAAGGAACUGGAGCUGUCACUCAGGCAUAUAGUGAAGUACAUACAACAGUCAGAACUAAGAGAAGAAUUAAAUCAGAUAGAACGCAGCCAAACAGUAUAA